This is a messenger RNA of Linum trigynum, 687 nucleotides long. The record is from the annotation of a GenBank genome assembly. NCBI's taxonomy places the organism in Eukaryota, Viridiplantae, Streptophyta, Magnoliopsida, Malpighiales, Linaceae.
AUGGUGGGCAUGAUGACUGAUGGGAAGACUUGGUAUAAUGUUUCCAAGGUGGCUGCGGUAGUAUUGAAGAAGGUGGUUGGAGUUCAUGACUAUGGUAGAGAACUCAAUUCUCCUGUCAGGAUUAUGUGGCCUGAAGUAUUCAUUUGUGCUUUUGUUCAAGACUGCAGACUGGUUCAAAAUGUUGGAGAGUUUGUUGCCACCGGUCCGGUAGUCUCUUGUUCUGGAUUCAAUAAAGGUUUUAACCGUGGAAAGGUGUCGACUAUUGUAAUCCUUGAAGGGCUGAGACUUACUACAAAUGUUGCUAUGAGAAGAGCUCCUUCGGUAGUGUAUCAAUUUCAGUUGUUUUCUGAUCUUGCUUCUGAGUUCUGUGUGCAUGAAGUUCUUUCUCAUGGAAGGGGAUUGCCCGAGUUUAAAGAACCCAGCAAAGAUGGAGUAGAGGACAUCAACCAUGAAGAAAUUCUUGACCGGGAAUCUGUAAGAUCUUGGGGGUUGUAUGGCAGCAGUAGUUCCAAGCCUCUCAAGGAGGAUUGUGGGACUGUGAUGAUGUUGUUUGCUACUGGUAAUGGUGGGUUGUCAGGUCAGGAGUGUUAUGUGAUUUUCUCGCACGGAAGGGGCAUUGAUCCUGACUUUAGAGAGCCAUAUAAGGAGCUUAUCACUACUGGGGAAGGGAUUAUGGAUUGGUGGUGA